UUUUAACUCCCCUCUCCCUUUUCCUCUUCCCCUGUCUCCCACCUCCCUCAGCUCUUCCUUCACAGGCCACUGCCUCCUCCCUCUCCUCCCUCACCUCCCUCUCCUCUUCCUUCACGGGCCGCCUCCUCUUCUCUCCCUUUCCUCUCUUCCUCUUCCCGGAGUGGCGGGUCCUGAACUUGGAACGGGCCCGGGAUUGGCCGCGGCCCCGCGCCGCGUUCGGCUCUGACAGCUCCUAGCAACCGGGCGGACGCGGCACCACAAAAGCUACAGAACCCAGGUGGCUCCCUGCGGGUCUGUUCGCUCUAUGGCCUCUAAACAAGGCAAAAAGAAAGAACUUCACCGCAUCAACUCCGCGCAUGGGUUCGAGAAGACGAAAGAUCAGUCAUCUUUUGGGAGUAGCACACAGUCUGGUUUAACUGAAAUAAGAAAAGGAAAAUUCCCAAUUUGGCCAGAAUGGAAUGAAGCAGAUAUAAAUGCAGAAAAGUGGGAUGCAGGAAAAGGAGGAAAGGAAAAAGACAAAUCGGGAAAAAGUCCCACUUUACAUUUUUUUGAUGACCCUGAAGGGAAGAUUGAACUGCCACCAUCACUAAAAAUUUCUUACUGGAAACGUCCACAGGAAAUUUUGAUUAAUAAGAUUCCUGUGGUAGUGAAAAAUGAAACUUCAUUUGACCUAUUUACAGCAAAUGGACACAUAAUCUGCAGUGAGGUGAUGAGAUGGAUUAUCAGUGAAAUACAUUCAAUAUGGAAGAUAUAUAAUGGAAAUAUUUCAAGCCCUUCAACAGAUCCUCCUGUUGUAAAUUGGAAACCCUGGGAACACAUAUACUCUCUGUGUAAGGCAGUGAAAGGACAUAUGCCUCUAUAUAAUAGCUAUGGAAAAUACAUUGUGAAACUUUAUUGGAUGGGUUGUUGGAGAAAGAUAACAAUUGAUGACACCUUACCAUUUGAUGAUGAGAAUAGGUUAUUACUUCCAGCUACAAAUUGUGACAUUGAACUUUGGCCAAUGAUAUUAACUAAAGGCAUCAUUAAGCUCACAAAUAUUGAUAUUCAUAUGGCUGACCAAAGAGAGUUAGGAGAAUUCACAGUUCUUCAUGCACUCACAGGAUGGUUACCUGAAGUCAUUCCUGUCCGCCAAGAAUAUUUGAACAAAAUUUGGCAGUUCUUGAAAGAAAUUUUGCCAGAGUUUAAACUGACUGAAGAGAACAGUUCUGAAAAACUAUCAGAUUCGAAAUCAAAAGAUGGAAAAGAUUCCAAGGAUGGAAAAAAUGGAAAAGAUGAAAGAGGUGGAAAAGAGGGAAAAGAAGAAAAAAGUGGAAAAAAUGGAAAAGAAGAUAAAGGAGGAAAAAAUGGAAGAGAAGAAAGAAGUGGGAAAAAUGGAAAAGAAGAAAGAAGUGGAAAAAAUGGAAAAGAGGGAAAAGAAGAAAAAGGUGGAAAAGAUGGAAAAGAAGGCAAAGGUGAAAGUUCACAGGGCAAAGGAGCUGAUAAAGGUGAUAAAUCUGGAAAAGAGAAAGUAGAUGUGAAAGAAGGAAAGAAGAAGGCGAAGGAAUUGGAGAAGGAUAAAGCCAAGACUUCUCAUAAUUCAAGGGCUCUAUCAGAUGUACAGCAUUCUCUACUUCAAUCUCUGCAGGCUAUAUCAGAGGUUGGAGUGAUAGGAGGGAUCCAACCAUUUGCUUCACAAUUCCCUCAGAUGGUGGUAUAUGGUACUUUUGCACCUCUGAGCUUGUUUGAAAAGAAGAUCUUUACCCUAGAGAAAAUGGCAGAAUCUGCUGAGAAACUCAGAGAAUAUGGACUUUGUCAUAUACGUAGUCAUCCUGUGCUAGUAACCAGAACUAGGUCAUGUCCACUUAUAGCUCCACCAAAACCACCACCUAUACCUGCUUGGAAACUUAUUCGCCAAAAGAAAGAGACGGUUGUGACAGAUGAACCUCAAGACCCACUAAUAAAGAAACCUGAACAGUUUCUUGAGAUUUGUAGCCCAUUUUUGAACUACAGAAUGAAUCCAAUUCCGAUUCCAACAGAAACGCAUUAUGUACAAUCUGUGGUUAAGAAGGGGAAUCCUUUUAUUGGCUUACCUACUCUUAGUGAAGCUGAUGAAAGUCGUAGUACUCAAGAUAUGAGUCAAACUACAAGAACUUCAGCUGUACCAAAUGUUUCUCAGGUGAAUAUUGGUGUUUCCAAUGGAGCUCCUAGAGAAGAGACAGAAACUAUGUAUAAUAUUAUACCUCGUCCAUCACAGACAAUUGAGUUAUUCAGUCAGGUAGCAGCCAUUUUGGAUAAAUCCCAAGAAGAAGUUUUAACAGAAAAUGCUCCUAUAUGCAAAGAAAUCUGGUUUGACUUUGAUGACUUCUGCAGAUGCUUCCAGAAUAUAUAUAUUUUCCAUAAACCAAAUUCUUAUAUCUAUAACUAUCAGAAGUCAGACUUUAAGUACACAGAUGAACGAGCAUUAUAUUAUUUAUAUGUGGAUAGUCUGAAACCUAUUGAACUUCUAGUUUGCUUUUCUGCAUUGGUACGCUGGGGAGAAUCUGGAGCCUUACAAAAAGACAGUCCUAUCAUAGAACCUGGACUACUUACAGCAGAAACAUUUUCUUGGAAAUCUCUGACUCAGCGGAAUCUUGUACUAAAAAUACAUACGUAUGCUGCCAAAGCUACAAUGAUUCGCCUUCCAGUUGGGCGGCAUAUGUUAAUCUUUACUGCAUAUUCCCCAGUAGGACAUCAUAUUCAUCUGUGUAGCAUGGUAUCCUUUGUCUUUGGAGAAGAAGAUGUUGUUAUGCCUCAUUUUGAGAAGGAAAGCCUACGAUUUGUAGAACAUGCUGUGACAAUCUUAAAAGUUACUGGGUCUGUUAUGAAUAAUUUCAGAGAUAAGGAAAAACUUCCUAAUUCUUUGAGAAAGUUACAGAUGAUUCACUAUCCUCCAAACAUUAAUAAUAAGGAGCUAUCAGAACAACAUUUCAAGGUUUUCCAUAUUUCUUUAUGGCGCUUAUUCAAAAAAGUUUUUGGACCUAGGAUUCCAUCCAACUUCAAAUUUGCAUUCCGAGCUCUUACUUUGGACUUCAGCCCAUUUGAAACCUUUCCUGAAGAAGCUUCUUUAGCUGAGUGGAUAGAUCUUAAAUAUCCUGCUGUGUUACAAGACAGAGAUUACUCUUGUGAAGAUUUAGCGGCAAUAGUUAAACUGCAAGCUUGUUGGAGAGGAACUUAUGUUAGGCUUGUCAUGAAGGCUAGACAGCCAGACACAAAGGAAAAUAUUGCUGUGGCAGACACUCUGCAAAAACUUUGGAGUCUGCUGGAUGUCAAUUUAGAACAGUAUGCAAUCUCUCUCUUAAGGUUAAUGUUUAAAAGCAAAUGCAAGUCUUUUGAGCUAUAUCCGUGUUAUAAAGAUGAAGAAACUAAGAUAGCUUUUGCUGAUUAUUCUGUAACCUAUUCUGAUCAACCACCAAAUUCUUGGUUUAUAGUUUUUAGAGAAACAUUUCAUGUAGCACAAGAUAUGCUCUUGAUGCCUAAAGUGUAUACUACUCUUCCAGUUUGUAUGCUCCAUGUUGUUAAUAAUGACACGAUGGAAGAAGUGCCACGAGUAUUUCUCAAAGUAAUACCUUAUGUCUAUACCAAGAAUAAGAAAGGAUACUCAUUUGUGGCAGAAGCCUAUACGAAUGAUUUUUAUGUAUCAGCUGGAAAAUGGAGACUUCGUAUCAUCGGUUCUUUUACUCCACUGCCAUAUCUUAAUCGAGAGACUGUAUGCAGUUUAUUUUCCAUAAGAGAGAUUAAAGACUAUUAUAUUCCUAAUGACAAGCAAAUUAUGUUCAGGUAUUCAAUAAAAGUGGCAGUAGGACUUAUUGUUACCGUUCAGGUACGCACUUCUAAAACUGAUGUUUUCAUCAAACUACAGAUCUUGGAAAAUGAGGAAGAAGCUGUAAGCACUAUUGGAAAAGGCCAUGCUAUAAUUCCUUCAUUUUUUUUCUUUAGUAAUGAAAGAAUUUUAAGCUCUCAAUCUAGCAAGCAAGUUCUUGCUCAUAAAAUAGCUGCCAACAAAGAAGCAGAUGUGCCACAACCUAAGAAAAAAGCUGCUGCAGCAGUUCAAAAAGCUAAUAAGGCACGAACUACUGGUGCAAUUGAAAGCGGUCAAAAUAUUCUUGAUGAUGAUUCUGUUAGCUUUCCAUAUACAGAGGAAAACUCUCAAGUUUCCCAACAGACUUAUAAGUAUAUCAUACAAGCUACAGUAUUGUCUAAUAGUUGGCCCCUUACAGAAAACCAGUCAGCAUUUGUUCAGACACUUAGAGAUUUGGAGAAAAAUGAUCUCAGAGCACAUUCAGAAAAACAUGAAGAAUUAAUUUCAAUGGGAUUUACAGAUGCCCAUGGGUCUACCGAUGGGCAAAAAACUACAUCUACUGUAAAAGCAACUCGAAAAGGUAAAGAUAAAGGAGCUGACAAGGCAGAAAAAGAGAAGGCAGCUAAAGAAAAGGUGGCACCUAAAGUUGAGCCUCAGCCUCAGCCACAAGAUCCAAAUAAACCUUAUUGGGUGUUGCGCUUGGUCACUGAACAGCUUGAGACUGAUGUUCUAGAAGUUAAGAAGGAUACAGAAAGAGCAGAUGAAAUCCGAGCAAUGAAACAAGCAUGGGAAUCUGCAGAGCCAGGCAGAUCUAUCAAGGCUGCUCAAGCUCGCUUACAUUUUAUCAACAAAUUUACCAAGAAAGCUGAAGCUGGGAGAGAGCCUGAAGAUAUUACUAAAAGCAUGGAAGAGGAAACAAAAAAACAUCCUGGUAUUGAACCCAUACAAACUGUAGUGACAACUGACAUAGCUGGUCAACCAAUGAAGAAAGAAUUAGCACCUUUAAAUAUUACUCCAUAUUUCCGACAAACAACUGAUGAACCCGUACUAUUCAGUGAUGCUUUGGCCCAGCAACAAGAUAUGCAGAAGGCAGAGGAAGUUCAUCAGUUUCGCCAGUAUCGAGAAAAAAUACUUAACAAGAGAGAGUUUGAAUAUGCAGCACGGAAGAAACUAAAGGCAAAAGUUUUGGAUACUUACAAAGAUAUCCGUACAUCUUUACAGGAGACCCGGGAUAUGGUUCUAUUACCUCGGGAAGAAUACAGGGAGAGGUUGCUAGAAGAGGAGCGCCAACGAGUAGCGGCAUUAGCAGCAGAAGAAGUAGUUGUUAAACCAGAGCCAGAGAAGAAAAGUCCUGAACAUCAGAAAAAAAAAGGAAAAGGAGGGAAAAAAAAGUGACCCUAGGAAGUCAAACAUUUCCCUUAUUCAGGAAAAGAAAACUAUUUUUAAUGAGCAAUUGUUGUAUAUAUCUAUGAAAUAAAAAUUAGAACAAUUGAAAAUAUAAUUAUUUAAGCAUGAUUGUAUAAUUCUCUAACAUUUCUAGUUUUUAAUCUUAAUUUUCCCCCUAGUUUUAGCCUUACAUAUAUAUGAUAUUUUAAUUUAAAUUAAGUUAUCCUCAAAAUACUUAUAUAAUAAAGGAAUUGUCUCCCUCAA
Messenger RNA from Antechinus flavipes (yellow-footed antechinus), 5467 nucleotides. It is a transcript of the gene ADGB, whose product is annotated as androglobin. Gene Ontology annotation, molecular function: oxygen binding; heme binding; protein binding. The transcript is spliced from 35 exons. The coding region runs from base 305 to 5212 and encodes 1635 amino acids. NCBI's taxonomy places the organism in Eukaryota, Metazoa, Chordata, Mammalia, Dasyuromorphia, Dasyuridae. The record is from RefSeq and is a predicted model, not a curated record. Gene Ontology annotation, biological process: proteolysis.